AUGAAUGCCGCGGGGAUGGGUGCCCCGCUGUGGCAGAAAUCGGCCGUGGAGGUCGUGCAGAUGUUGAGGGAAGGGGCUGUGAAGCCGACGGAGCUGCUGGAUUGCAUUGAGUCGCGCGUCAAGGAGACGGACGCCCAGCUCAACGCCCUGCCCAUCACCUUCUUCGACCGCGCACGGCGCGACGCGGAGGACAUCGAGCGCCGCGGACCCCCCCCACACCCCCCCCCCGGGUACCUGUACGGCCUGCCCGUCGUAGUGAAGGACCUCACGGCCGUCGCCGGCGAGCCCUGGGUCGCCGGCUCCCUCCUAUACGUCGAGCGCGUCGCGACCUUCGACGACCCCUGCGUCCAGGCCCUGCGGGAGCGCGGCGCAGUUAUAUUUGCAAAGAGCAACACGCCCGAGUUCGGUGCCGGCGCGACGACGUUCAACGACGUCUUCGGGUGGACGAAGAACCCGCACGCCGCGUCUGCGACGCCGGGGGGCUCCUCCGGCGGCACCGCCGCGGCGCUGGCCGCCGGUCUGACCUGGCUCGGCACCGGGACCGACCUGGGGGGGAGUCUGCGGAUCCCCGCGAGCUUCUGCGGCGUCGUCGGGCUGCGCCCGACGCCUGGCCGCGUGCCCACCGACUACGUCGCGCUGGAGCGGCCCGUGCGGGCCGCGCACGACGCAACGCACGCGCCCGACGCAACCGCGCGCCAGAGGCUGGGCGAAGCUUGCGUCGCGCGGCUGCAGAGCGUGACCGGACCGAUGGCGCGCAGCGUCGACGAUCUGGCGCUCAUGCUCGACGCGCUGUGCGGCCCGCGGCCCGAGGAUCCCAUCUCCCUCCCCGCGCCAUCGACGCCGUACUCCCGAGUCGUUGCGGACCCCUCCGCGGUGCUUCCGCGCGGCGCGAAGCUCGCGUGGACGCCGAACCUCGCAGACACGUGCCCGGUCGAUCCGGCGACGGCGGCCGUGUGCGAGGCCGCGGUGCGGCGCGCGUUCGCUGGGGGGGGUGUCGCGGUGGUCGAUGCCUGCCCCGACGGGCUGCGCGGGGCGCGCGAGGCGUUCCAGGUGCUGCGCGCGGAGGCCUUUCAGAGCCUCGGCGGCCUCCUGCGGGAGCCAAGCCGUUCGAAGAUCAAGCCGGAGCUCGUGUGGCAGAUUGAGCGCGGUAUGAACCUGACGUCAGCGGAGCUGACGACGGCGCGGGCCACCGCGCAGCGGCUGCGCGCCGGCUUCGACGCGUUCUUCGGGAGCUUCAACGAGGGGGGCGAUCGCCGCGGCGGCGCGGACGCGGGUCACGCGGUGCUGCUGUGUCCGACGUGCAUCGUGCCGGCCUUCGAGGUGGGCGUGCGGUGGCUGGACCGGCCGGCGAGCGACGCGGUCGGCGGUGGGGGCGGUGCGGAGCGUUUCGACAACUACAUCGAGUGGCUGAUGAUGACGUCCGUGCUGUCGCUGACCAACUGCCCUGCCGCGUCGGUGCCGUGCGGGGUGGACGCGCGCGGGCUGCCGGUGGGCGUGCAGGUCGUGGGGCCGAUGGGGAGGGAGGACCUCGUGCUCGCGGUGUGCAAGACGAUCGAAACUGCGUGCGCGCGGGACGUCAAGCCGGUGCCGGUGCAGAACCUAGUGUCCAGUGCUGGUCUGUCCUCUGGCGAGGGCUGGCAGUCCUCCGUCGACAUGUACUGA
Messenger RNA from Pedinophyceae sp. YPF-701, 1662 nucleotides. The record is from the annotation of a GenBank genome assembly. NCBI's taxonomy places the organism in Eukaryota, Viridiplantae, Chlorophyta, Pedinophyceae.